AUGACCAUGAGUGCUGCCUCCAUCGAGCAAGAGCCGUCACGCAAGCUGGCCUGUUGUGGAGUCCCCUUGAUAACAGAGGACAUGCAGUCGCUGGCCAUCCGCACGCUUUCCGGCACGGACAUCAACAAGCACUACGACCUCAUCCGUGAGCUGGGAAAGGGAACCUAUGGGAAGGUAGACCUGGUCUCCCAUAAGAGCACAGGCACCAAGAUGGCUCUGAAAUUUGUCAACAAGAACAAGACCAAGCUGAAGAACUUCCUGAGGGAGUUCAGCAUCACCAAUACUCUAUCUUCCAGCCCUUUCAUCAUCAAAGUAUUCGAUGUGGUCUUCGAGACGGAGGACUGCUAUGUCUUUGCUCAGGAAUACGCCCCCGGAGGAGACCUUUUUGACAUCAUUCCUCCCCAGGUCGGGCUGCCAGAGGACAUGGUGAAGCGCUGCGUGCAACAGCUGGGCCUGGCACUGGACUACAUGCACAGCAAAAACUUGGUACACCGGGACAUCAAGCCGGAAAACGUCCUCCUGUUUGACCGUGACUGCCGGCGCGUCAAACUGGCUGACUUCGGGAUGACGCGCAAAGUGGGGUGCCGGGUGAAACGCAUCAGCGGCACCAUCCCAUACACAGCGCCGGAGGUGUGCCAGGCAGGCCGGGCAGAGGGUUUUAUGGUGGACGCAAGCAUCGACGUGUGGGCUUUUGGGGUGCUCAUCUUUUGCGUGCUGACCGGCAACUUCCCCUGGGAAGCGGCCACAGCCUCAGACUCUUUCUUUGAGGAGUUUGUGAGGUGGCAAAAGGGGCGGCUGGUGGGCGUCCCCUCUCAGUGGCGCCGCUUCACGGACAACGCGCUGCGGAUGUUUCAACGCUUGCUGGCCCUCGACCCAGAGAAACGCUGCCCAGUGAAGGAGCUCUUUCUCUUCAUCAAGUAUGACCUGAUGUCCGAGAUGCGCCGGCGGCCAUCUUAUCGUUCCCGCAAGCACACUGGGGACAAACUCUCAGCUGGCCCGCACCGCCAUGAGACACCCAGUGGCUGCACCCCAACCCCACUUAAGAGGACCAUCCUGACGGAGGGCAGCGUCUCUCGGCUGGUGGCUUCGGAGCCUGGCCUCCCUUCCCCCGGUGGAGGAAGCAGGACUGACGGCCGGGCAGACAAGGCCAAAGGCCAGAUGGUUUUGGCGACCGCCAUCGAGAUCUGCGUCUGA
Molecule: messenger RNA, 1194 nt
Organism: Notechis scutatus (mainland tiger snake)
Lineage: Eukaryota; Metazoa; Chordata; Lepidosauria; Squamata; Elapidae
Source: RefSeq, a predicted model, not a curated record